ACCAUUUGCCAGAUCCACCACUCAAACAACCAAAGGUUAAAAAGGUCAAGAAAGAACAACCAUGGAUGGUUCAACAAACUUACAAACAAGCGCUAACAGGUCUUUAUGCCGGCAAACACAUUCAACAUGGUAACCAAAUCUCUGAGUUUGGCAACAAAUCACGAUGCACUUGGAAACCGAACGUUCAAAAAGUUAAAUUAUAUUCGGAAGCGCUUAAUGAAAGAAUUCCGAUCAAGAUCACACCUCUUGCACUCAAAAUUAUGGACAGAAAAGGUGGAUUGGAUAAAUAUUUGCUUUCUAUGAGGGACAAAGACUUAG
Racocetra persica is the source of this 318-nucleotide messenger RNA. Lineage: Eukaryota; Fungi; Glomeromycota; Glomeromycetes; Diversisporales; Gigasporaceae. The record is from the annotation of a GenBank genome assembly.